GGAAAUGGAUAGUCAUAAAUUAAAUAGGAAGACUCUAUCCCCUGGUUCACUGUCUACAAGCUCGUGAGCUCGCGAGGUUACAACUUUUUUCUUUUCUUUUUUCUUUUAUUUUUUUAUACAGUCUGUGGCUGUGGGUUACAGUCAGACCCUCUUGAGAAAGAAUGAACGUAACAGAAGUUCUUCGCCCCUCCUUCUCUUCUACUCUGGCACUCUUUCUGGCAGCAAUAGCCUAACGUUACUUCACAAUCGUUCCAAUGAAGAUCAAUGGGAGGACACAGACAUUCACCGAUGAGUGUGCGCGGAAUUAACCCAUGAGACUCUCAAAGCCCAAGCAUGAAUCAGGGGAGCGGUGCUUGUUUGUGGACCUCAGUGCCACAACAAUGCCCUGCACCAUCUGAUCGUUACAAGCACGCUUCUUGUGCCCACAGAGAAAAUGUUUACUUACUAGGUGGUAGAGAAAAAUGCUCGCUGGUAAUGGAUUUCUGGAAAUAUAAAGUGGUCUGUAAUGAGUGGACCAAGCUUCCUUGUAAUAGUGAAGAAGCACCUGAAGAACUGGAGGAGCACACUAUGGUAGCACAUCAGGAAUUUCUCUAUGUCUUCGGAGGAAUGCAAGAUUCAUCGUAUACUAACUCAAAAAUUCCCUUUUGGGUGUUUGAUAUAGUUAAAAACUGCUGGAUUAACUGGAAAACAGGGAGUGACAAUUUACAGGGAGUGACACCAGCAAACAGAAAAGGGCAUAGUGCAGUCAUCUUUGGGUCAUUUAUGUAUGUCUAUGGUGGAUACAUUGAUAUAAGAGGAUCAACAAAAGAAUUCUGGAAAUUUGAUUUUGAUUCCAGGAUGUGGUCACUACUAAGCAGUGCACAAGGUGGGCCUGGUCCCAGACAUGGUCACUCAGCUGUGACACACCAGGACUGUAUGUACCUCUUUGGUGGCUUGCAGGGCCUUAGGGAACAGAAGGACUUGUGGAGCUGGAAUUUUGCCAGUCAAACCUGGAGCCACAUCAAUUUCCAUUCAGGUCCCCCGAGGCUGGUUGGUCACUCUGCUGUAUUGUUCAAAGACAGCAUGCUCAUCUUUGGUGGAGGGGACACCCAGAGUUCCCCUCAGAACAGCUUGUGGACGUUCAACUUGAAGACAAAGGACAGGACCUGGAAGAAGCUUGCAUUGUUGCCUGGAUCUGCCUCUCUGUGCCGGAUUCACCACUGCAGCAUUGGCCUAGGCCAGAGUUUCCAGCCAACAGCACCAAACAAUGUCUUUUUCAGGGAAAUACCCUACUCUCACAACAUCAAUAACAAGCUGAGGCCAUUUAAGAACAAAUGCCAACCGUCACUCAGCACAAUGCAAGAGCCCUGUAUUGAGCUCCAGACUUUCUAUAUGGACAAUAAGAAGUGUUUAGCAGAUUUGAGUACUGCACUGAAAGACACUAAGCUUAAAGGAAGCUGUCUCACCUUUGAGAAUCAGGAGGCUGUUUGCAAGGAGGGGGAUAGUGGUGACCUUACAGAGGAAAACGAGGACGCCAUGUUUCUCCAUAUGCCUGACUUCCUGUUAGUCCUGGGUGGUAAACCUCUACAAGGACAGCAUAUGAUUUCAGUGUGGCAUAUGACAGUGGCAUAAAUAUGAUGUUUUCAGUGCAUUCUACUUUCUCUAUGAGAAAAGAAAAGGCAUUAACAAAAAUACCCAUAUAUCCUUGUGGGAGAACGUUUGCAUUAAUGGAUUUCAGUCAUGUACAAACUCUUUACAGCGUCUGUAAUUAUUACCUUGAAGGUGAAGUUUGUCAUUUUUUAUGGCACAAUACUUUCUCCUACCAUUUUAAUGUGUAUAAACCAUAAUCAACAACUCUAAGUUAGAUAUUUGGAUGAUGUCCCUGACAAAUCGCUCUGAGGUGCUAUCAGAAUAUUGCUCUAUAGUUUAAUUGACAGAGACUGUGAUAUUUUUGUUCUCUGUGUGUUUUGUAAGAUCCACGGAUAUUACUGGCAGAACAGCAGCAUCAUGCGACCUUUACACAUUUAUUUUCUUGCCUUCACGUUGUUUCAAGAUGGCUGCACUUAAAUGAUUUAAUAAGUAAUGCAUUACACGAGUAAUAUGGAAUCCAUUCUCAACUAUUAAAAUUUGUUACAGCAGUAGUUAUGUUAUCAUUAUUAUUUUAUUUUAUUUAAAAAGUAAUAUAGGAAGGUUUAUAAACAUAUAUUCCUAGAAAACUAAAUGUGUAGCAUGUUUGUAUUAAAUAAACUAUGCUAGCUACAAAUUGUUAAAAUAGUUAUAUAUAUAUAUCAAAACCAUUUAUAAAUUAUGCUUAUGCAGUAUGUAUAUAUUCAAACCAAAAUUUACUAACAGAGACCUUUAGCAUUUCUCACAUUAUCAAAGUUUAUUAUCUAUAGUUUAGAAACGGUAAUAAAAUAUGAAAAGAACACAGAGUUAUCAAAUCAGUUGAUAUUCAACUGGUUUUGGCCCUCCUUCUGUUAGACUGUCUUACAAAUGAAAUAGGUUGAACAGCUGUCAACACAUUUAGAUAAUACCAAUAUAGGUCAACAAAUUACCCAGCAAUGCUUAAUUUUAAUUUUGGUUUGUGGUAUAAAAGGUUGCAUUACCAUUUAAAAAAAAAAAAA
Pimephales promelas (fathead minnow) is the source of this 2603-nucleotide messenger RNA. RefSeq names its product kelch domain containing 3-like. Gene Ontology annotation, cellular component: Golgi apparatus. The record is from RefSeq and is a predicted model, not a curated record. Gene Ontology annotation, molecular function: protein binding. NCBI's taxonomy places the organism in Eukaryota, Metazoa, Chordata, Actinopteri, Cypriniformes, Leuciscidae.